AUGGCGGUGUCGGGUCGCCUCCAAACCGACGACGUUGGAGACGCACUACAGAAAGCUUUGGUGUCUCCAGGAGUUAAGCAAAUCUCUAGCGUCGCAAUCGAUGAAGAACGUAGGUUGAUUGAAGUCUUUGUGAGCGACUCAAGCGACUUCGUUUGGUGCUUCUGGUCCGAACUCAGCGACGAGGUUAGAGAGAGGAAAGCGAAUCGUCAGAAUCAAGAAAACCGGGUUCGAGACAACAAAGACUCGGGAGGUCAGGCGAAAACAAAUGAUGUCAGGCUUGGAGAAACAAGCGAGAUCGUCUCGGAGUUGCCUAAGAAGAGGAAGAAAGAAGAAAUAAUAAAGUGA
Arabis nemorensis is the source of this 345-nucleotide messenger RNA. The record is from the annotation of a GenBank genome assembly. Lineage: Eukaryota; Viridiplantae; Streptophyta; Magnoliopsida; Brassicales; Brassicaceae.